Molecule: messenger RNA, 2305 nt
Organism: Camponotus floridanus (Florida carpenter ant)
Lineage: Eukaryota; Metazoa; Arthropoda; Insecta; Hymenoptera; Formicidae
Gene: orion
Exons: 9
Coding region: 368-2305 (645 amino acids)
Source: RefSeq, a predicted model, not a curated record
UGAAACUCAGUCGAGUACGAUCGGCCGAUCGGUGAACGUGCGUGUUCGACGACUUGUAUUAGUUACGUGCGUGUGUAUGUGUAUUGCUCUUGCGGUCUCGAGACGCAGUAUAGUGUCCCGCAUUCCGCGGACAUGUAAAAAGGUGCCUUGUCGACGAAAUUAUUGACAGAACUUUGUUCCCUCUUUCAAACGUUCAACUUGUGUCCUCUAAUAAACAUAAAUAACAAAGAACGCGUUAAAGAGAAAUGAAUUAGAACGCUCAUAUACGAAAAUUAUCAAAAAGGUAAACACAGAGAGAAACUGACAUUCUGUUAAGUGAAUUAUAAACGUGUGAGUCACCGUUGAAGGUUCGACUCCAAGAGGAAGAAUGAGAUACCUCACGUGCUUGUUAGCAUUGGGAGCGUUGGCUGCGGCAGCCUUCGCCACGAUCAAGAAUGACACGUCGACAGUUGAUGUGCUUAUUGUUAGACAAGCUCUAUUUCAUCUGGAGAAGGAGCUGAAGAAAGAUCUGGCUGACGAACGUAAAUGGAUCAACGCCGAAGCGCAAGAAAAGUACCUGUAUCUUAUCAGGACAUACAAGAGAUUCGGAGACCAAGUGGACGAACGAUUUCCCCUGAACCGACGGGAUUAUCUGAAUUCUUUGGAUUCCCUGUGGCUCUGGGCCCGGGCCCAGACCGAGGCCAAAGGCGUCAAUGGCCUGUACGGGGUGUUCAGGCAGAUGCAGCGCGAGAUUGUCGAUCUGGAUGCACCGAUCAAUGUUAAACAGUUGGCAAAUUUCGCCGAGACGAUCCUGCGGGAUCCGAAUGCUGCGAUCCCGAGGGCUCUUGAUCGCAUCACGAAUCUGAUCGUCAACGAAAAAUUGUUCAUCGCGGCUUUUCAGGAAGCGUCACAGCAACUGUGCAAUGAGAUGCAAUCGCCGCAGCAACUGCUGUACAAUUUGUACAAUACCGUGGCGUUGACAGAGAUCAAGGGUUAUACUAUGAUCCAAUUCUCCUACAUGUUACUUCGUCUGUUCAACGAAGGCAAUAACUUUAACGAGGAGAUUCAGACGCUGAAAAAUCAAUAUGGGAUCAGGAUGUCCGAAACGUUAAGAGCCGUCAAAGUCGCAAUGGCUUUUGCCCCGAGAGAUCUUUGGAGAUGCGAUCCCAGUGUACAUAAAUUAGAUAAAACUUAUACCGAAUUGGAACAGCUGUUUCAAGGAUUCAUUGUAAACGAAGUAGAUUUAAACAAUGAAAACACGUGCAAGGAGAACUGCGGUUAUUACACAUAUAGUAAGGUGCACGGUUGCUUUAAGAAUCAAUUUUGCGCGCAACAACGUCGGUGUAAUGGCAAGAUAGUGCAAUGCGAGUACAUCGAUUCUGAUAUGUGGGUUUGUCCAUCAGAUAAAGAUAGCCAUAGACGGUACGAAUAUAUCGAGUAUGAAAAUGGUAUCGUUUACGGAAACAAAAAUACAUGUCGCAGAAGUACGACCAAAGUCGAUAGCUGGUGGCGAUGGAUUUUCUGGCAUUGCAGUUAUUGCUUUUGUUAUUGCGACGAUCAUAAUACGAGUUCCGAUCGAUAUUUUAGUCUCCGAUCCGUGACGUCCGAUAUCUCAAAUAAUAGAGUUAUAACGGGAAUAAGAUUAAAGAAGAUAAAUAAAAUUAUUCAUAUACAAAUCCAAGAGGGCCAAUUGUUACCACGAGGAGCAAUUAAUACGUCUACGACUGAAUGGCAGCCGGUCGAUGCCUUUUCGAUCUCGGACUUUAACGUUAAAAGUGAUAUUGAUUACCAUAGACUCGUGUGGGAAAAACGCGCUUUGGACCUCGAUGAUUUACAGUCGUCGCAAGAUCAUCUCCUGACAGGCAUUCGAUUCCGAAUGGUUGGUAGCCGUCUAAACUUGGAAAUAAUGGUGACUCCGUUCAAUUUCACGUCCGGAUUAUUAAUUCAACCUGAGGAAAAGAGCUUUUGGCAUAGCAACGACAUUACUGACAGAACCGAGCUAAAGUUUAUCGAACCCGACAUACCGAUUCGCGAAUUCCUGCAGAAUGUACCGGAUUCUGCGGUGAAUCAAUAUUUGAACUUCGCACCAAGCGAUCGACGAAAGGAUGCGGCGCAGAGCACGAUUCCCUUCCUUGAUAUUCAACCAAUUGUGCCAGACCCACCGGUACCGAUCGCGGGUGCUGGUAUCUUUCACAAGGGUCAAAGAAAAUCAGGCGGGUUUGUCGCUUUAAAAUUGAUCACUUAUGAUUUCGCGCCACAUCUACAAGUCGACCUACCACCAACACCACCAGUUCUGGAGACUCCGAACGAAAUAACAGCCUCAUAG